GCUACUGGAGGCAAUUCAGCUAGCUCAUUCUGAACCCCAUCUCUCGCUGGAAUGGGGAUCAGAAUGGGAAGGCGACUCCUCUUCACCUUGUUCUUGGGAGCUCUGUUCUGCAAUGGCGUUUACGCCAAGUUUACCCGGUACAGCUUCCCCAAGGACUUCAUCUUCGGCACAGGUUCAGCAGCUUAUCAGUAUGAGGGCGCCUACAAAGAAGGGGGCAAAGGUCCUAGCGUCUGGGACAACUUCACUCACAUUCCAGGUAAAAUUUUAAACAAUGAUAACGGCGAUGUGGCAAAUGACUUCUAUCACCGAUACAAGGAGGAUGUGAGCCUCCUGAAGGACAUGAACAUGGAUGCUUUCCGGUUCUCCAUUGCGUGGACCAGGAUCCUGCCAAAUGGAUCCUUGAGUGGAGGAAUAAACAAAGAAGGGGUUGCUUUCUACAACAGCUUGAUCAAUGAUGUCAUAGCAAAAGGGAUGAUCCCAUUUGUCACUAUCUUCCACUGGGACACCCCCUUGGCUCUGGAAAGCAAAUACGGAGGAUUCCUCAGUGAAGACAUAGUGAAAGAAUACGUGGACUUCGCGGAGGUGUGCUUUCGCGAGUUCGGCGACCGUGUCAAGUACUGGACCACAUUUAAUGAGCCAUUCACAUAUAGCGCCUACGGCUACGGCAAGGGCGUGUUUGCGCCGGGACGAUGCUCUUCAUAUGUUUCCAAGUCAUGCGGCGUCGGUGACUCCAGUCGCGAGCCCUACCUCGUGGCACACCACAUCCACCUCUCCCACGCUGCCGCUGUCCAGCUUUACCGCACCAAGUACCAGCCAACACAGAAGGGACAGAUCGGCAUGGUGGUGGUCACCCACUGGUUCGUGCCGUACGACAACUCCGACGCUGACCGUGGCGCUGUGCAACGGAGCCUAGACUUCAUCUAUGGGUGGUUCAUGGACCCUAUCGUGCAUGGUGACUACCCAGGCACCAUGAGAGGUUGGCUCGGCAAUCGGCUGCCAGAGUUCACGCCUGAACAGUCGGCGAUGGUGAAGGGCUCCUACGACUUCAUCGGAGUUAAUUACUACACCACCUACUACGCUAAGAGUAUACCGCCGCCUAACUCCAACGAGCUAUCCUACGACCUCGACAACCGCGCCAACACCACCGGCUUCCGUAAUGGCAAACCCAUCGGUCCACAGGAAUUUACACCGAUCUUCUUCAACUACCCUCCAGGUCUCCGUGAGCUCCUCCUCUACACCAAGAGGAGAUACAACAACCCGACCAUCUAUGUUACAGAAAACGGCAUCGAUGAGGGUAACAACAGCACACUGCCAGAGGCGCUCAAGGAUGGACACAGGAUCGAGUUCCACUCAAAGCACCUGCAGUUCGUCAACCACGCCAUCAAGAAUGGGGUGAACGUGAAGGGCUACUUCACGUGGACAUUCAUGGACUGCUUUGAGUGGGGUGACGGCUACCUUGACAGGUUCGGCCUCAUCUACGUCGACCGCAAGACGCUCAAGCGCUACCGCAAGGAGUCCAGCUACUGGAUCGAAGACUUCCUCAAGAGGCACUGAUCCAGCCCCACAAAAUUUCGGAUUGAUCACGAGAUCGAUCGGCUGGCCACCAGAUUUGUGUUUCGUCAGUCUAGCUUUCAGCUGGUUAAUUUGUGAUUUGUGCAUCAGUGGUGAUGACCGAUAUGAUGGCGUGAUGAAUUAUGCUGCAUUACUAUUGAAUGUGUACCUCAGUACCUGUGCAUCAUUGCUGGCUGAUCCCAUUGAGCCGGACAAUAAUAAGAAGAAACAAUAAUGCUCCCUGUCGAGCAGUGUUGGGCUGGUUCAGGCUUAAUUAAUAUCGUCAUUGAUGA
Oryza sativa Japonica Group (Japanese rice) is the source of this 1844-nucleotide messenger RNA. The record is from RefSeq and is a predicted model, not a curated record. Lineage: Eukaryota; Viridiplantae; Streptophyta; Magnoliopsida; Poales; Poaceae.